AUGGACACUGAGAACUCUCCCUACGAGCCCCUCCAGGGCCUUAUUGACCAAGAUGAUAACGCUAUUGAGCGCUCGCUAGAGUGGCUUCUGGCGGACCUCAAUGGAAACAAUGGCUCUCUGCCUGCACACACCGAGAUGAAUACGGAACGGCAGCCAACGGCACGUGGGAAUAUGAAUGCUCGAGGCGAGGAUAAGGAUCAAGACAUUCACCAAAUCGAAGAAGAUGGAUCAAGCAUCUCCAGACUUUCUCAGCCUAACUACAGGUUUGAGGUUGCGAUACCGGAAAUGCCUAUUGAGAAGCGUAAGGAGCACUCGCCCGUUCAUAGCAAUAUCGUCGAGUUCAUAUCUGGGGAGCUCCCGCCAACUCGUGGCAUGAUCAAGUAUCGUGUUGAGUUUACAGAUGGGCGACAAGAGUUGAUAUCUACAGCUGAACUCGUUAACCUUGAGAACGGAAGAGCUGCAUUGGCCCGAUUCAGCCAAGGCCUAUGGCCUCACGAACUUGAUGACAUGUCUGCCCGCAAGCGAAAGUACAUGCAGGACGAUGAGUGGGACUCUGGACAGGAGUCUGCUGUUUCCGACCGUAUGGACAUUGAUGAGGAGGUGGAGGAUGAUGAUGACGAAGAGCCCGUCCAGAGAAAGCGUUCGUCUCGAAGCGUAUCCCGAUGCCUUCGCUCUAGAGAGAACACCAAGCAACUUUCCCGUAGUCCUGCUCCGGUGGUAGACGAAGACGACCUGGACGAUCUACAGCCAGAGCCUUUAGGGGCCACCAGAUCGUUGAGAACUCGACAUCCAAGACAACUGACUCGUAUGUCCUUUAAGAACGGCAUCAAUAGUCAAGACCAGGAUGAACUGCUCGGAGAUGCCCCCCUUGUUUCGUCAGGCGAGGAAGAUGAUGAUUUCAUGCCUAUCGUUGUCUCCGAUCUUGCACCCAGGAAAGGUCGUCCUACUAGGUCGCGACAGAAGUCAAAACGUCUUAGCACUGCGAGUAUGCGACAAAAGGCUCGGUCUCAAUUGCGCCAGAAGUCCCCUGACUCAGAUAUUGAGUUUGAAGCACCUCGACGUUCCUCCAGAGCCACAAGGAACACCCUGAACAUGCGAGAUGAUGCCCAAAUGGAUGAGGAUUCCUUCUAUAUUGCCGAUGACAGGGCCCCAGGCGCUCCGAAGAUUAUCUCAAUCAGAGAGGUUUUUCAACCUCUUCCUGCCGACUCAGAGUUUGCUUCGAUGCACAUGGAUACCUGCCACACCUGCGGAGGCUCACGACAACGGGGCCAAAUGAUUCACUGUCAGGGCUGCACAUUGUCUUACCACAAGAAUUGCCUGGGAUACCGCAGUGCUCGCGAGCAUAUGGUUACCAAGGUCGGUCAGGAUGACUUCGUCAUGCAGUGCAGGUUCUGCAUUGGCGUCCUAAAUAAGAAGGAUGAUGGUGCUCCCAGGUAUAGCAUGUGUCAGGCAUGCAAGUCUCCAGGCCGCAGCUGCGCUGCCUUUUCUGAAAAGAAGACAUCUCGGCAGGAGGAGAAGCUUCGUGAACAGAACGGUGGCGUUGACCCAGUCACUCAGGUUCCUCCGGACCUUCUUAACAACGCUGAUGCGGUCCUCUUCCGAUGUACUUUGUGUCGUCGGGGCUGGCACGUUGAUCAUCUUCCGGGCGCUAGAGGCGGAACAAUCGGAACAGAUCUUAAGUCCGAGCGCCUGAAAGACCAUUCCAUCGACUGGCAAUGCAAAGAGUGUGCAAAUGCCAGGCACAAGAUUCAUCGGCUGGUGGCAUGGCGUCCGGUAUCAACAGAGCUUGCCAAGCAAGAUCCUCGACCAAUGUAUACUGAGGUUCGAGAGGACGACAAGGAGUAUCUGAUCAAGUGGGAAAGUCGAUCUUAUGCUCACUGUGACUGGAAGCCGGGCGCGUGGGUGUACGGUGUAGCAGCGCCCACGAUGCGCACUUCCUUCGGCAAAAGAGACCUCGAGCAGGGUUUAAUGAAACUCAGCGAGCGAGAGGCUAUUCCAGAUGAGUUUCUUAUACCGGAUAUAGUUCUCAACGCCAGAUUGGACCCAUCGGCCCCAAGACCAAAGACAAAACAAGACGAAAUAGAGAACUUGGCCAACGUCAGCAAAAUCUUUGUCAAGUUUCAAGGUCUUGGCUACGACGAUGUUGUGUGGGAUACGCCGCCAUCAGAGGAUGCAUGCGAUAUCUAUGCCUCCUUUGUGGAGGCUUACUACGAGUAUAUUGAGGGCAAACACUUCAAGAGUGAAUCUCAGCACAAGAUCAGAGAACGAGUCAAGGCUUACAAAGCCGAGCCGUUCGAGGAGUUGGAAGAGCAACCUGCCGGCCUCAAACGUGGAAAGCUCAUGGGAUACCAGAUUGAAGGAGUUAAUUGGUUGUUGGGGAACUACCACUCAGGUCGCAGUGUGGUUCUCGCAGAUGAGAUGGGCUUAGGAAAGACGGUCCAAGUCGUAGGCCUUGUGACUUCAUUAGUCCAAGACAGCCCUAAGUGCUGGCCUUUUCUUGUCGUUGUUCCAAAUGCUACAUGUCCGAAUUGGCGACGUGAGUUCAAGCAAUGGGUGCCAGAGCUCCGAGUGGUCGCUUAUCAUGGCGGGAGAGAACCACAGGCACUUGCUUACAAGUACGAGCUGUUCCCCAACGGAUCUACUGACAUGAAGGCACACGUUGUGAUCAUGUCCUAUGAUUCAGCGCAGGACCCCGCGACAAAGGCUCUCUUCAAGUCUAUCAACUGGGCAGGGCUUGUGGUUGACGAGGGCCAGCGCCUGAAGAACGACCAGAACAUUUUGUAUGGCGCCCUUCGCUCAAUGCGAAUUCCGUUUCGACUUCUACUUACUGGCACACCACUCCAGAACAACAAGAGGGAGCUGUUCAAUCUUUUACAGUUCAUUGAUGAGAAGCAGAAUGCCGAAGAACUGGACGCAGAGUAUGCGGUUCUUGAUAAGGAGACGCUACCCAAGUUGCACAACAAGAUUCGACCAUACUUCCUCCGCCGAACCAAAGCAGGUGUUCUCAAAUUUUUGCCUCCCAUGACACAAAUCAUUCUGCCGGUCACGAUGACUGUGAUUCAAGAGAAGCUUUCAAAGAGUAUCAUGGCCAAAAAUCCAGAGCUCAUCAAGGCCAUGUUCUCCAACACCAAGAUGAACAAGAAGGAACGUGGAUCUCUCAACAAUAUUUUAAUGCAGCUGCGGAAAUGCCUCUGUCACCCUUUCAUGUACUCCGAAGCUAUUGAAGAGCGUCACCAUGAUCAAACAGUAAUUCAACGCAACCUGAUCGAGGCAUCGGCCAAGCUCCUACUUCUCCGAGUCAUGCUUCCCAAACUCCAGGAAAGAGGACAUCGCGUGUUGAUCUUCAGCCAGUUUUUACAACAACUAAAUAUCAUUGAGGAUUUCCUCAGUGGCCUAGGCUACGAUUUUCGCCGCCUCGAUGGCAGUAUCAGUAGUCUGGAAAAACAACGCCGCAUUGAUGCUUUCAACGCCCCUGACUCGCCUAUCUUUGCGUUUCUGCUUUCGACACGAGCCGGUGGUGUUGGCAUAAAUCUUGCUACUGCAGAUACAGUCAUCAUCCUCGAUCCUGAUUUCAACCCACACCAGGAUAUCCAGGCAUUGUCCCGUGCUCACCGUAUUGGACAGAAAAAGAAGGUCCUUUGCUUCCAACUUAUGACUGUAGACUCGGUCGAAGAAAGAAUUAUGCAAAUCGGUAAGAAGAAGAUGGCCUUGGAUCAUGCUCUGAUCGAAAGCAUGGACGACGACGAACUUGCCGGUGAUGAUCUAGAGUCAAUAUUGAAACACGGCGCCCAAGCCUUGUUUAACGAUGACUAUGAAAAGAAGUCUAUCCACUAUGAUUCUGCUGCUGUGGAUGCACUUCUAGAUCGAACAGACGACACAGAAAGCAAACCUGAUGAUGGCGCAUCGUUCUCUUACACCAAGGUGUGGUCCAACGAUAAGUCCGGCUUCGACGCUGGACUUGCUACCGAAGAGAUGGCCGAGCCAGAAGCUAUCAACUCAAGCGUCUGGGAUCGUAUUCUGGCUCAACGUGAGGCAGAAGCACAGCGUCAAGCUGAAGUAAAUCGGGAGGUUCUGGGUCGCGGUGGUCGACGUCGACUGGCUAUCAACUACAAGACGAACGUCCUAGAUAACCCUAUCCCUGGCGAUGCCGAAGCUGAGCCGUCAGACUCCUCUGAUGACUUUGCUGGUGGUGACUCUGGAGAAGAGUCUGAGGAGGAAGAUCCGUCACUGGCAAAAGACACCGAAGCAGACCUCCAAACCCUCCAAGCAUCGAACGCCCGUAACGCCAGACCGCAGCAAGUCAUUGGCGAACAGCAAAAAGCCAGUCGCAAGAGCCAGCAAGAAACACCAAACAACCACACCAAACAGCAAAAGCAGCAGCCAACGUGGCAAAUCGGGAACACCCAAAACCCCAAGCAGCAAGGGAGUAUCCAAGACAAUGGCACAGCGACCCCCAGCUACCCCAUGCAAAACUCCUACCGUCAAGGCAGUGGACCAGUAAAUACCGGAAUGCCCAUUGACUUCACCCGAUAUAUCAAGGGUAAUUACCUCUACGAGAGCAAAUCUACAGACCCUGUACCACCUGAGCGGGUGAUUCCCACCCAACCUCAUGCUCCUAAUAGCCACAUAGUUGAUUACAGAAACAUUCGCCUCCGCUCAGAAGCCGAAGUAAGAGUAGCCCUUGAUUGGGUCCAACGUUCGGAACCUGAGACUGAGGUCAGGAAACAAUACAAGGCGGUUCUACUAAACCGUCUAAGGUCGCUUACCGGUAAAAGCGGAACGCAGCACAAAUGA
Fusarium proliferatum ET1 is the source of this 4794-nucleotide messenger RNA. RefSeq lists its product as uncharacterized. The transcript is spliced from 5 exons. Gene Ontology annotation, cellular component: chromatin; nucleus. Bases 1 to 4794 code for a protein of 1597 amino acids. NCBI's taxonomy places the organism in Eukaryota, Fungi, Ascomycota, Sordariomycetes, Hypocreales, Nectriaceae. Gene Ontology annotation, molecular function: ATP binding; ATP-dependent chromatin remodeler activity; DNA binding. The record is from RefSeq and is a predicted model, not a curated record. Gene Ontology annotation, biological process: chromatin remodeling; negative regulation of transcription by RNA polymerase II.